CUGCUGCAACUGUCAUCGCGCUGCACCAAAAUAACACUUCUCUUUUCCUUUGGAAUAACGAAAAAGCGUGUAAUAUUUCAUAAGGAUGAUAGAAAACGUAUGAACAGUAAUAUUCUGGGCUGUAUAACUGUGGAAGUCAUGUUGGACUGAUGGAUUGUGUAAAAACAGCAAGGACAUGCAGGUCAGCCGCCUCACCACGUAAGAGAAGCAAACGAUGGAGUCGUAUCGUGGCAGUUGUCUUGUUUAUAGCUUGCGGUUUGGUGAUCAAAGCAGCAGCGAGCAGCUUGACUUUUUUUGAAGUUGACGUCCCAUCUUUCACUUCCCGUCAUCUCCUAUCAACAGUGGAAUGGGAAAAGUGUGACUUUGAAAUAGGCCACACAAGGAACUAUUCUGCACCAGAUUCGUGGACAACUGUCAAGACUGGCUAUGCAUGGGCAGCUUUGUACUUUGCUGGUAUUUUGUGGAUAUUUAUUGCCCUAGCUAUUAUCUGCGAUGACUUCUUUGUACCUUCGCUGGAAGCUAUUUCAGAAAAGCUUGACCUUUCUGAAGAUGUUGCCGGAGCAACAUUUAUGGCCGCUGGAUCGUCUGCACCAGAAUUGUUCACUUCAGUCGCUGGGGUAACUGUGGAAAGUGAUGUUGGUGUAGGAACAAUAGUAGGAAGUGCAGUAUUCAAUUUGUUAGUGAUCAUUGCCUUGACUGCAGCCUUCUCGACACAGGCACUCCAUUUGGACUGGCGACCAAUGCUUCGAGAUGGAGUUUCCUACGCCCUAUCAAUAGGAUUUUUCAUACUUUUUGCCUGGGAUGGCGUAUUUGAAUUUUACGAAGCCCUUAUUCUAUUGAUACUUUACCUAUUAUAUAUUGUCUUGAUGAAAUUCAACCCUCGUCUUAUGGAUUUUUUAGCUGAGAUUGGACCAAAGGGAGGACAAGUAAGUCCUCAUCGCACCGAAGUGCGUACUACAAGUGAUGCAGAAUCUUUAGUUACCGAGCCCGAGGUAACCACUCUACAAGGCAGUCAUGGGACACCGGCAGGAAAGCUUCCACCCCUCAAGAAAGAGGAAGGAGGUCGUGGAAGCGACGAAGCAAUAGAACACGUACCUGGAAGACGCUUUUCUCAUGUUCAUAAAGGAGAGCUUGCAUCGUCAUUUCUAAAUCUACCAGUUCGACGCAGUCAGCAUGACAUGCCUCGUCUUUCAGUCUCUUUCCCAAUUCUCAGACAAUCACGAUCUCAUAAUGAUAUUGAACAGAUUCACACCAGACGAGGAUCCUCAGCGCAUUGCGAGCACAUUCGAAUAAAGUCCGUGGCACAAGGACAAAUACAACGAGAGAUGAGAAAACAAAGUACAUUUUGUCACCAAGCGCCAAUCGCAGUAACCCCAGUUAUGCCACUCGACGCAAAUGGGAAUGCGACAAAUGUUGAUAAUAAAGGUUCUCGACCUCAGUCAGCCGAGGUGCGCAUCAUCGACAACAAUCARUUAGAAGAGGACGACGAGCCAAAGAUUCGAGUUUGUCCCUGUCUCCCUGGGAUUGCCGCUGAAACCCCCGAGUAUCCAUCCGAGAAACGAAUCUGUCUUUCACCGACGAAAUUCAUUUUGAGCUGGAUUCUGUUUAUUCUUGGUUUCCCAUUCAUGUGUUUAUUUACCUGGACGAUUCCAGAUUGYUCUAAGCCCCACAAUCGAAAGUUUUUCUUAGUGUCAUUCUUUGCAUCUAUCAUAUGGAUAGCCAUACUAAGCUUUGGCAUGGUGACUYUGGUUGGCCGCUCAGGAUGUAUUCUUGGUGUAGACAAGUUUACUAUGGGCCUAGUGGUCAUUGCUAUUGGAACUAGCGUUCCGGACGCUCUCAGUUCUAUACUUGUUGCUAGGGAUGGCUUUGGAGAUAUGGCUGUAUCGAACGCCAUUGGAUCCAAUGUAUUUGAUAUCGACCUCGGUCUUGGCUUACCAUUCGUUAUUAGAAUACUGAUUGACAAGAUGAAACCCAUUUAUAUGCUAAGCGACACUGAACAGGAACUAUUUUCUUCAGGUGAGAUUAUCAUGGUUUCACACGUGAAGUUUGGAUUUUUACUUCUUCUAAUUCUCCUUAUUGCCAUUCUUUUGGUGGUUAUGUUCAAGUUCCAACUUAGUCGGAAACUUGGAGCGUCAUUUGUAGUACUGUAUAUAUUGUUUGUUGCUUACGCUUACAUUCAAGAUCUUUAUUGUAACUAUGACUGUUGAGUUUCAAAAACAAAAACUUUCUUACAUCUCUGAUAUGAUUGAAUUARGUUAACGUAAAAAAAAGAUUUAUUUAUUAAUAUUCCAUUGUAUUAAAGCUUUGUGGGUUGUUCUCACUUUUAUAAUGCUUUCUUUUCUAAAAAAAUGUGUAAUUAAUUUUGUGAACCUAGGCUCCAGUUGACACAAAUUUGAUAGCAAAUAAAGUUGGGAAGAGCUAUUUUGAAA
Molecule: messenger RNA, 2429 nt
Organism: Exaiptasia diaphana
Lineage: Eukaryota; Metazoa; Cnidaria; Anthozoa; Actiniaria; Aiptasiidae
Product: sodium/potassium/calcium exchanger 1
Exons: 11
Coding region: 150-2207 (685 amino acids)
Biological process (GO): intracellular calcium ion homeostasis; calcium ion transmembrane transport
Cellular component (GO): membrane
Molecular function (GO): calcium, potassium:sodium antiporter activity; calcium channel activity
Source: RefSeq, a predicted model, not a curated record